AUGAAUGUAUUAGAUGAGAAUAUUUUAAUUGAAGUUAAUAAGCUGCAAAAGCUAAAACAAUCAUGGAUCAACGAAAAAUCAACACCCGAUAUAUUACCGUAUAGAAGAGAGUUGGUCUCGGAUAUCAUGGAGGAGAUCCAAACAAAAGAAGAACUUUGUACAUCUGAUAUUAAGAAUCCUGCAAUGCAGUUCACAGCCAAUAUAUAUGAAAUGGAGAUUGAAAGAUUAAAAUAUUUAAUAAAAUCUUAUCUAAGAACAAGAUUACAAAAGAAACUCUUUAUAGAUCAAUCACCUUUUGUUGAUGGUUUUAUAUUUUGUUCGCCAGCUGAAAAUAUUGGUACAGUUCAAAUGGAUGAGUAUCUCUAUCUUUUCAUUAGUGGAAAACGCUCAAUGAUUUUAUAUAGUCAAUAUAUUAAUAACUUAUUAUUACAUAUACACUCUUAUCAAUGA
Molecule: messenger RNA, 450 nt
Organism: Heterostelium album PN500
Lineage: Eukaryota; Evosea; Eumycetozoa; Acytosteliales; Acytosteliaceae
Gene: gins4
Product: GINS complex subunit 4
Exons: 4
Coding region: 1-450 (149 amino acids)
Biological process (GO): double-strand break repair via break-induced replication; DNA-templated DNA replication
Cellular component (GO): GINS complex
Source: RefSeq, a predicted model, not a curated record